GUCAUCAGCUGUUGUGUGUUGCGUGAGUGAAUGGCAAAAAUUAAGUGAAGAAACAUUUUCUUUUAUGUACAGCGUGAAAAAAUUAUAAUUUGUUAAUAUUACUGCAAUAAACGCCAUAUAGAUAGUGAACACGCGUAGCUGAAAAAAGCGAAAUGAUGCUGUUCAUGCUGCUGUUCAGUCGACAGGGCAAAUUGCGUCUACAGAAAUGGUACAUGGCCUAUCCAGACAAGACCAAAAAGAAGAUAACACGUGAGUUGGUCACCACGAUUCUGGCUCGCAAACCGAAGAUGUGUUCAUUUCUGGAGUGGAAGGAUUGCAAGAUUGUGUACAAGCGGUAUGCCAGUUUAUACUUCUGUUGCGCCAUCGAGCAAAAUGAUAAUGAGCUGCUGACUCUGGAGAUCAUCCAUCGCUAUGUGGAGCUGCUGGAUAAGUAUUUCGGCAGCGUCUGUGAGCUGGACAUUAUCUUCAACUUUGAGAAAGCCUAUUUCAUAUUGGAUGAGCUGCUGAUUGGCGGCGAGAUUCAGGAGACAUCGAAGAAGAAUGUACUUAAAGCCAUCGCGUCUCAGGAUCUGCUACAAGAGGACUUCAAUGAGUAUCUGAACUAAUCAGAAAAAAAAGAAUACAGUGUAAAAAGAUGAAGAAAAAAAAAAAGAUCAUUCGACAUAAUGUUGUAUAUUGAAACACAGAUCCUUCAACAAUUAUUUUUGCAAAGAGCACCAGAGCAGUUUUUUUAGGCCCGAUCGUGAAGGACUUCCUUUAGCACCCGAUAUUGGAUAUAUAUGAUAAAUGUAUUUAGGAUUCAUUCGUGUUUAACCCGAAAGUCGUUCGUAUCCAACCAAAAAAAAAAAAAAAAAAAAAAAAGCAAGCCGAGGCUGUAAAUAUUGCAAAAGCUUUUCCCGGGAGUAGUUUGUGAUCUCGCCCCCUCGCCCGUCCUGCUGCUGACCCGCCCCCGGCACGCCCAGCGAGCUUUUAAAACGCAUACAUGCAUACUUACACACCACACACACAUACAAAGCUGUGCCGUUCUUCUUCUUUUAACAACUUUAACACAACACACAUACAAAUCACAAAAGCUGUCUCACACAACAUACGUAACGUACACAAACACACACUUAUACAGCUGCUACUCACUUUUAUCUAUGUAUCUACUCUUCUUGUUCUUAUUGUUCUUAUUCUCUGUACUCCAGGACGAAGCUGUUGAGGGCACUUUAAGAGACAUUGGACUACUCUAAAAGAUAAAACAAUAAAAAGAAAGUUAAAUACGUAGAAUGUAGUUGAUAUUACACACACACACACACUUACACGCACACAUGCACGCCUACGCCAACACCAAUACACUCUCUUUAUCUAUCACAAACACACAAACACACGCACGCACAUGCAAUUGCCUAAACACGAACACACACACGCAUACAUAAGUAUUUUAGAGUAGAGCGCACUGUAUGUGCAUGUGUGUGUGCCUGUGGGUGUGUUAGAAAGUGAGUGCUGGAAUGGGCGUGCGUGUUUAGUUUAGCGCUACACAACACUUGAUAAGUGCAAUUAGUUCUGUCACACACAGUGAGGCUAAAACAAUCAAACAAAAGUAAACAAAAAAAAACUAAAAACUAAAUUAAAAACUCCAUCUGUAUGGCGCGGUAAUUUUUCCCCUCUUCAUCCUUAGACUUUCGCGUAAAGUUCAUGCAAAACGCUAAUUAAUUAAUACCCGACAUCAUUAUAAGUACUUAUCUCUUCUCAUGUGCGUUUAUUAAUUUAGAUACAUAAUUAGAACAAUCAUUCCAAGACCAUCAAAAAAGCAAUGAUGUUUAUUUUAAAGCAGUUGAAAUCUAGGGAAAGAAAAUGCAAUACUACAAUAUAGAAAAACAAAAAACAAGAAGAAAACAAAAUAUAAUAGAAAAAGUAAGCUUUAAUAUUUUGAAACAAAAAAAAACAUGCGGAUAAUAUACGUAUCGAAAAUGAAAUGUAAACCUUUUUUUAGGAGUAAAUAAUACAUAUUAAAAAUAACAAUACCAAUAGUUUAUAUACAAAAUAUAUAUAUAACUCUCUAUAUACAUAUGUGUGUUGUACAUUUUAGCCAAAUUCCUGUGUUUUGUAUUCAA
Molecule: messenger RNA, 2096 nt
Organism: Drosophila albomicans
Lineage: Eukaryota; Metazoa; Arthropoda; Insecta; Diptera; Drosophilidae
Gene: AP-1sigma
Product: AP-1 complex subunit sigma-2
Exons: 5
Coding region: 153-605 (150 amino acids)
Biological process (GO): vesicle-mediated transport; intracellular protein transport
Cellular component (GO): AP-1 adaptor complex; membrane coat; intracellular membrane-bounded organelle
Molecular function (GO): clathrin-cargo adaptor activity
Source: RefSeq, a predicted model, not a curated record